CAAUAGAACCCCACCAAACCCUAGGGGGUUCUGUGCCUCUCACUCACACACACACACACACACACACUGCGCAUCAGUCAUCACUCUUCUCUGCUCUCCCCAAAAGGCCUGCCAAGAUGUAUACGUCAAUGAAAAAAAUUCACAAGGAUAAGGAUGUUGAACCUACAGAGUUUGAAGAGUCUGUGGCUCAGGCCUUAUUUGAUCUGGAAAAUACUAACCAAGAGCUCAAAAGUGAUUUGAAGGAUCUGUACAUCAAUUCUGCUGUUCAAAUUGAUGUCUCUGGAAACCGGAAGGCUGUUGUUAUCCAUGUGCCAUACAGACUAAGAAAAGCUUUCCGCAAGAUUCACAUCAGGCUUGUCAGGGAGUUGGAGAAGAAAUUCAGUGGCAAGGAUGUGGUUCUGAUUGCCACCCGAAGGAUACUGAGGCCCCCAAAGAAAGGAUCUGCUGUUCAACGACCCCGCAGCCGGACUUUAACUGCAGUACAUGAUGCCAUGUUAGAGGAUGUUGUUGUCCCUGCUGAGAUUGUUGCGAAGCGCGUUAGAUAUCGCAUUGAUGGAUCCAAGAUAAUGAAGGUCUUCUUGGACCCCAAGGAAAGAAACAAUACUGAAUAUAAGCUGGAGACUUUUGCUGCUGUUUACAGAAAGCUUUCAGGCAAAGAUGUUGUGUUCGAGUACCCAUUGACAGAGCCUUAAAAGUAGUGGCAGAUGAUUUGUUGUAGAUCUUUGUGAUCCACGAGGCCCAAUUCGUUUUGAUCAAUCAUUUGAAAUUUUGACUCCAUAUUUUGUGGUUAAAUAGGCAGCGAACUUUAUGCUUGCUAUCAAGUUUUUCUUUUUGAUUAUGUAGUUUCUACUGUGAGGAUUUUGAAUAUUUAAAGAAGUUCGUUAACUUGCAAAGGAUUUCAUCAGGCUUCUAUGGUUUGCUGAAUACAAUGUGAUAAAAUUGUGUGGCGAGUCUGCAUCUGCAUGGUGAAGCUGAAAUGUGCUAGUGUCCUCACAUUGGCAUUGAAGAGAGACGAAAAAUCCACCUUGUAUGAGAACAAUUUAGCAGGAAACCGUGUCUCUGGCAAAUAUGAGGUCCGCAGAUUAAAAGGAAACACAGAAACCUUUUCUCAACUUGGAAAAAUAUUGGAGGAACGGCUCGGUGCAUUCAAGAGUUUUGCUGCCUCUGGAUAUAAUUGUGCACCUUUUGAUUUGACGGCAAACCGUACCUUUUGAUUUGGAUGUUUUGGCAAGAUAUCUAUAUAAUUAUAUUUAUUUGUUCUA
Molecule: messenger RNA, 1262 nt
Organism: Coffea arabica (coffee)
Lineage: Eukaryota; Viridiplantae; Streptophyta; Magnoliopsida; Gentianales; Rubiaceae
Product: small ribosomal subunit protein eS7
Biological process (GO): translation; ribosomal small subunit biogenesis; rRNA processing
Cellular component (GO): 90S preribosome; ribosome; small-subunit processome
Molecular function (GO): structural constituent of ribosome
Source: RefSeq, a predicted model, not a curated record